Molecule: messenger RNA, 5125 nt
Organism: Drosophila miranda
Lineage: Eukaryota; Metazoa; Arthropoda; Insecta; Diptera; Drosophilidae
Product: protein enabled
Exons: 9
Coding region: 301-2883 (860 amino acids)
Molecular function (GO): SH3 domain binding
Source: RefSeq, a predicted model, not a curated record
AAUCGCGGUUUCAGUUGGAUCGGACGUGGCACGAGAGCAGAGACACCGACCGCAGACACCAACAGAUCCAAGAUCCGAGUGGGAAGAGGCAGAGCCAGAGGCAGAGGCAGUGGCAGUGGCAGCGGAGCCUAGACAAACAUAAAUUGGAUAUAUCUGAGAUCUUUGAUAGCUGAUCGUUGAUCGUCGGUCGUCGGUCGUCGCUUUCCGAGUGUUUUUUUGUGUCUGUGUGUGUGUGUGUGGGAUCGUGGGAUCCCAGCUGUGUGCGUGUCUGCCGCCUCUGCAAAUAUUGGCCAACAGUUAAUGGCCAUGAAGAAACUCUAUGCCAAGACCUCGUUCAGCAGCAAGAAACCCAAUGCCGUGGUGGCCUCCUCGGGCCCCAUCCUGGCCUACCACCAGUCCUCCGGCCCCGCCGGCGGCAUGUGCGAGUUCCAGGCCCCGAAGGGUGUCCCCGUGCCGGCACCCGGGGCUGCCACACAGCCCGCCGGGGAGUUGAUUCGUCGCAGCCAGAGCCUGCACCGCGUCAAGGGCCUGUCCGAGUACUACAGCAUCGAGGAGCUGCAGGAGCUGGAUCUGCUCGACUACCGCCACCCCAUGUACCACCACUACCAGCAGCAGCAGCAGGAGCUGCUCCUGCGCCAGCGGUCGGCCUACCACGAGCACGAGCAGCUCGUCCUGCAGCUGCCGAAGGCCGACCGGGGCGCGGCACCCAUCUACGAAGCGCCCCACCAACAACACCAGCGAUCCGUCCAGGAUCAGUCGUUUGAGCAGAGCAUUAUCGGGGCACGCGCCUCUGUGAUGGUCUACGACGACAACCAGAAGAAGUGGGUGCCCUCGGGGAGCUCGUCGGGACUGAGCAAGGUGCAGAUCUACCACCACCAGCAGAACAACACGUUCCGGGUGGUGGGACGGAAGCUGCACGACCUCGAGGUGGUGAUCAACUGCUCGAUCCUGAAGGGGCUGAAGUACAACCAGGCCACGGCCACGUUCCACCAGUGGCGCGACUCUAAGUUCGUCUACGGCCUGAACUUCUCCAGCCAGAACGAUGCGGAGAACUUCGCCCGGGCCAUGAUGCACGCGCUGGAGACCGUCUCUCAAUCGCUGCAGGUGCUCAGCGGCCGGGUGGCCAACAACCCGGGCGGACAGCCGACCAAUGGUAACGGGUACGAGGAGGACAUGGGCUACCGCACCAUGACCAGCGAGGAUGCGGCCAUUCUCCGGCAGAACAACGGCAUUGCCGGCCACAUCACGCCCUCGGCCCAGACGCCCACUUCGCAGACCAACCAGAACAACAUACCCCAGAGUCCGCCGACGCCCCAGGGCCACCAUCGCACCAGCAGGAAUUCCCUUAGCGCACCGCCGGCCCCCCAGCCGCAGCAACAGCAGCAGCAGAUGGCCCCGCCCGGACCACAUUACAGACCGCCCGCCGGCAACGGACCCACGCCCAACGGCCUACCGCCGCAGGUGAACCCACAAAUCCCCCCGGCCCCGGGCCAGGCCCUGCAGCAGCCGCAGCAGCCCCAACAACAGCCACAGCAGCCGUACCAGCAGCAGCAGCAGCAACCCGUCUACGCCGCCCAGCAGCAGCAGCAGCAGAUGGUCCAGGCGGGCUAUCCGGGUCCCUCUCAGUACCAGCAGCCGCACUACGUGCUCUCCAAUUCUAAUCCCAAUCUCAAUAUGCAUCAAUACCCGACACAGCCCCCACAGCAGUCUCUGCCGCAGCAGCAGCAGCAGCAGCAGCCCCAGCCGCCGCAUCAGAACGGGGGCGGACCCAUUUACGUGGUCUCGCAGCCCGGCCACGGACACGGCCACAUCCCGAGCUCGGCCAGCGCCAACAGCGUCGUGUACGCCAGCCAGCAACAGAUGGUCCAGCAGCAGCAGCAGCAGCAGCAGCCGCCACAGGCGCCGGCCAUGCCCGCUCCCGGCUACGGUCCGCCCCAGGCACACCCACAGCCGCCGCCGCAGCAGCAGCAGCAGCAGGCGGAGAAUCCGUAUGGCCAGGUGCCGAUGCCGCCGCCAAUGAAUCCGUCACAAGGCCAGAUCCCUCUGAACCGCAUGAGCAGCCAGGGCGGGGGCCAGCCCGCUGCUCCAGCCCCGCCCCCGCCGCCGCCCACCUUCGGCGGAGCUCCGCCAGCGCCGCCACAGAUGUUCAACGGAGCCCCGCCUCCGCCACAGCCGCCGGCUCCACCGGCGCCGCCAGCCAUGGGUGGACCGCCAGCUCCGGGUGGUCCCGGGGGUCCUGGCGCCCCUCCUCCACCGCCUCCGCCCCCGGGAAUGGGCGGAGCGCCCAAAAAAGAUGACCCCCAAGCAGAUCUCAUGGGCUCACUGGCCGUCCAACUGCAACAGUUCAAGCUCAAGAAGAACAAGUCCACGACCUCCGCUCCGGAGAACAGUGGCAGCAGCACCUCGAGUGGAGGCAGCGGAAACUAUGGCACAAUCGGACGCAGCUCCAAUGGCAUGGCCUCCAUGAUGGACGAGAUGGCCAAGACGCUGGCGCGUCGUCGUGCCCAGGCCGAGAAGAAAGAGCCCGAUCCUGAGCCCGAGGUGAAGCAGCGUCCGUGGGAGAAGUCCAACACGCUGCCCCACAAGCUGGGCGGCGGUGCCGGAAACGGCUCUGGGACGAACGGGCCCAACGGCAGCUCUGGCGGAGCUGGCAGCAACACAACGAACAGCGGCGGGGAAUCGCCGCGACCCAUGCGAAAGCGCUUCGGCAGUGCCAGCGAGGAGACCAUUCUGAAGGUGAACGGCGAUGGCCUGUCCCUGGCACUGUCCAACGGAGACUUGGAGACACUGAAGGCUGAGAUAGUGCGCGAGAUGCGCCUGGAGAUCCAGAAGGUCAAGACCGAGAUCAUAGAUGCUAUCAAAUCGGAGUUCAAUCGCAGAUAGAUCAACACAUUAUCAAGAUAUGCGUGGGCCCCGCACUCCCGAAGGUCCAAGUCGGAGGAGCAGCAGCAGUAGGAGCAAGCUUGAAUGCACUCGGUGACCGAAGGAGUGGGGAGCGAUGGCAUGGGCAUAAAUACGUACACAGAAAAGAUACAUACGAGUAAAUAUGUAUAAAGCAUAUGCUCUAGGUUAUAUGUAGGGUUACAUAAACACAAAACACAAACACAAAACACACACACAAACGCAGAAUAGGCGUAUGAGGUGGAACUUUAGUCAAAGUAAUUAUAUUUUUAGUGGGAACUGCUUACCGACUUUUAAGUUACGUCUACGUAUACUUCUAUCUAUUCGGCGACCCUCAGUAUGUAAUUAACUCUACAAUUGUACAUUAUUUUGCAUAAGUCUAAACCAAUUUUAGUGUGAGAACCAGAAUUCUUUCGUUUAUCCUCUCCUCUCCCAAUCCCUCGCUCCCACCAAGCGGAUUUCUUUUAGUUUGUUCUCUGUCAACAGUCCCCCCUACCCUCCCUACCAAAUUUUUUUUGAACCACUUUUGUAAUACAUACCAUUUUGAUGUAUCUCUCUGGAUCGGUGCACGAAUACACAGACACAAUCAAACACACGAACACCCCAUAUGCAUACGUACAUAUAAAAGAACACCCUUUCAUAUAUACAUAACUUUAUAUAGUACCUAUAUAUGGGCAUGGCAUACUCAUUAACCAAACCUAAAAGAAAUUAAGUAUUACGAUUGGAGGCGAGGCGAGGCGAAACAAAACUAUUCCACAAAUGUCAUCCAUCAACGCUCUCUCUCUCUCUAUCUGUCGAUCUCUCAUACUCCCCCAGUCGUCUGGUCUGUGGAGGAGCAACGAGAGAAAGGUCACUUCACUGCAUUUCCCCCCGGACAACAAAACCGAAACCAAUUUCCUAAGCACACGAUCUCAUACGAACUCAAUUUAAGCAACAUCGGAACAAGAACCAGCAAGUCUUCAGCAAAAACAGAAACAGAAACCGAAACAUCAACAGUUCAAAGCGGAAUUGAGUGCGGUGUUCAGGACUCUGACUCUCGAGCAACUUAGCGUUAGAUAUACAAGUAAACAUGCAUUACCCCUGCGAUCUAAGCGAUCUAUACAGCGAAAUUAGAAAGCUAAAUAAACAAUUGACUGCUGCGUAUUAUACAUACAUAAAUAUAUAUAUACAUACUGAUAUAUAAAUAUAAAAGAAAGCCACUAAAUAUUGUACACUCCUCCUCCACUAAAUAUUGUACACUCCUCCCCAGAUUCGGCGGUGGGCGAGCGCCUUCCCGUCCGAUCUUGAACAUAUGAGUACCGAUUUCAACUUCCAUAUACAUACGACUAAGACUAAAUAGUGAAAUUAUUGAAUGAACGCAGAUAACGAGGAUGCGCGGAGGGUCUGGCCUGGCACUAGGGCAGAGGAGGAGGAUGCGGAGUAGGAGCAGCAGAAGAGUUUAGUUCUUAAGGCAUACAAAAGUGAAAUUGUUUAUUAAGUGGACAAGAAAUUUAUUUAUACUGCGGAUCGGAUCGGAUCCGAUUGGAUCGAUCGGUGUAGUUGUGUAUAAUUCGAAUGCAUAUAAAUACGUUUAGUUUUCUGUAAUUUAACGAUCAUUUGAUGUAGUACAUAUAUAUUGACUGUACUGUGCAAGGUGGCGUCGAUAUGCAGACGUACGUACGAGUACGAGUAUGAGUAUAUAGAUUAUAUGGAAUACCUAGUUAUAUGGCGGCCAGACGCGUCAGUCGGAGGCGUAUGUAAAUGUUAUGAUUUUUGUAUUUUUAUAUAUGAUCUUUGCUGCAGCGUUGCGGCAACAAUGGCAGGCAACAAUUUAAUAUUAAAAACACACACGUAAACUAUUUUAAACAAGAGAGAAGGAGAUCGAGCAGAUCGAGGAUACCCGUGCGCGGAGCGAGCGCAUACUUUUUAUGUAUUAAAUUAAAUAUAUAUAUUAUACACUUAUAUACAACAACAAGAAUAUUCAAUAUACAUACGUGGCGAGGCAUAUGCAGAUGCAGGAAGAGACAUUGAGCAAACAUUGACUUGAGAUCAAAAUAUAUAUAAAGUAAAUCAGCAACGGAUUCAUUUAGAACUGUAAGAGCGGCAUAAGUUAUAGCGGCGGAGGAGUCGAGUCGUGGCGAGGCGAGGCGAGGCAAAAGGAAUAGAGGCGCAAACAUUAUAUGCAUAUUCAACAAAAAGAGCGUACAGUGAAAUAAACAACCAACGUUUGUAUGUGAAAACCAAA